UGGUGGAUAUAAAAAGUGCGAGGGGGAAGUGAGUGAGCGGCGUCCCCAUUCUGGUCCCGCGGGCAAAGCUAUUCUUUUCUCUCUCUUUUUCUUUUUCUUUUGUUUCACUACUCAAAUCAACUCUCUCUCUCUCUCUCUCUCUCUCUCUCUCUCUCUCUCUCUCUCUCUCUCUCUCUCUCAUACGAAGAGAUCCCUCGUACGAACCCCUGCAAAAUGUGUAGCUGAAAUUGGAGUAGUUGAGCCAAUCAUAUUUUCAUUUACCACACCCAAACCCUUUUCUCCACUCUUUAAAAACCCUGCUACCUCUCUCUCUCUGUAUUAUCCGAGGUCUUUUGUGUUUCCAGUCCCAUCAUUUUCAUAUUAUAUAUAUGGUCGGUUGCUUUAUUUAGGGUUUUUGUUUAACAAUGGGAAGAGGUAGGGUUGAGAUGAAGCGGAUCGAGAACAAGAUCAGUAGACAAGUAACCUUCUCAAAGCGAAGGUCAGGAUUGUUGAAGAAAGCUCAUGAGAUCUCUGUGCUUUGCGAUGCCCAUGUUGCUUUGAUUGUUUUCUCCACUAAAGGAAAGCUCUUCAAUUUUUCAUCUUCCUCCAGCAUGGAGGAGAUCCUGGAACGUUACGAAAGCUACUCUACUAAUGCACAAAAGCACCUGCAAGCUGCUCCUACUACUCUCUCUGAAUCACAGGAUAGUAGUAAGUGGACGUUUGAAUUCCCAAAGCUGAUGAGCAGAGUUGAAAUUUUGCAAAAGAACCUAAGGAACUGUAUGGGAGAAGAUCUAGCUCUUUUGAGCAUGAGAGAACUUCAAAAUAUAGAACAACAAAUCGAUGUAGGUCUCAAGCGCGUACGAACAAGAAAGAACCAAAUCAUGCAUGAAACCCUUUCAGAUUUGCAGAAGAAGGCAAAGGCAAUACAAGAUCGCAACAACUGGAUAACAAAUCAGAUUAAGGAGGACGGGAAGAUAUUAGUUGAGAGCAGAAACUUGGAUCAGCAAGCCAAUAACUCUCCAAACUCCUCCACUUUAUUGCUUCUGGCUCCACCUCCAAGACCAAGCUCACUUCCUUCUUUGACUAUUGGUGAGACUUUCCAGGAAAGAGUACUUACAGAAGAAAAUAAUGAAAGACAAUCUCAUGAUGAGCAGCCUUCCUCCAACAACACCACUCCAAUGCCGCCAUGGAUGCUUCCCCAGAUGAAAUUCCAUUGAAACAUAAUGAUAAUUGAUAAGAUAUGUUUAAUAAACUUUUUCAAUAAUAAAAUGAUAAUUGAUAUAAUUUCUUUUUUCUUGAUAUGUUUAACUACACCAAACCGAACAAUUGAUUGACCACAUGAUAUGUUCUUUUUUUAUUAAAAGGUCAAGUAUCAAAGAUGAUGAUUGUAAAUUUAAUCAUGUUUGACUGUGUAUUGAGGGAAGUUUUAGGCUUAUUUUUAACGAGUGGGGGCAUUUGUUAGAUGAUGAAUACUACAAAAAUUCACAAUUGUAUUCAUUCUCUAUUUGUGAAUUUUUUUUUAUAACUUAUCCAUACAUGAAAUUUUAUUUAUUUA
This is a messenger RNA of Cannabis sativa, 1534 nucleotides long. RefSeq names its product truncated transcription factor CAULIFLOWER A. The transcript is spliced from 8 exons. Gene Ontology annotation, molecular function: protein dimerization activity; DNA-binding transcription factor activity, RNA polymerase II-specific; RNA polymerase II cis-regulatory region sequence-specific DNA binding. Gene Ontology annotation, cellular component: nucleus. The coding region runs from base 405 to 1196 and encodes 263 amino acids. The record is from RefSeq and is a predicted model, not a curated record. Gene Ontology annotation, biological process: positive regulation of transcription by RNA polymerase II. NCBI's taxonomy places the organism in Eukaryota, Viridiplantae, Streptophyta, Magnoliopsida, Rosales, Cannabaceae.